Molecule: messenger RNA, 953 nt
Organism: Mauremys mutica (yellowpond turtle)
Lineage: Eukaryota; Metazoa; Chordata; Testudines; Geoemydidae
Gene: FXYD5
Product: FXYD domain containing ion transport regulator 5
Exons: 10
Coding region: 197-685 (162 amino acids)
Biological process (GO): regulation of sodium ion transmembrane transporter activity
Cellular component (GO): membrane
Molecular function (GO): sodium channel regulator activity
Source: RefSeq, a predicted model, not a curated record
CACACCACUUGCAGACAAACAGUCCUCUGAGUGCACGCACACACGCGCACACACACACACACACACAUGGUCCCUCUCACACACGCGCCUCGCAGGAAGUACAGGCGAGAGGAAAUGACUCGUGAGGCCUCCUCGUUCUGCCGGCCGAGCGCUGCCCUCCCCCUUCUGCUCACACACCGGCCCAGUGCCUGCUGCCAUGAGGGUCCAGGUCUCCAUAUUGUUGUUGUUCCUGGGCCUGGUCCAAGCCCUGGUUCCGACUCAGCAAGAUAACUCCCCGAAGGACGGCAAAGCGACGACUUUGCUGGCUGAGCAGCGGGCAACCGUCAGCCCGAGGCCCAAAGUGGGGCAGGACUCUGAAGUCAAGACCCCAUCUGACCCCAACUUGGAUUUGACAGCCCCCACAGGAUCUGGAGGCUCCAGUUCCAGCAGCACGAGCACAACCGCUUCAGGCUCCAAGAGGCCUGUCACACACAGAGAGCCCGGGAGCUCGGCCAGAUUAGGAGCCGGCCAAAGCCAGGAAGAAAUCUUCACUUACGAUUACUACUCCCUGCGCAAGUGGGGCCUGAUAGCCGCCGCCAUCCUCUUCGUCCUGGGCAUCCUCAUCCUCACCUGUGGUAAAUAUGGGAAAUUCUCCGGAUGUGGGGGCCGGAAGCGGAGGAGCGCCUAUGAUAUCUCCCGACUCUGAGGCACCCCCUGCUGGGGGGUCCCUGUGGUGCCGGACACCGCUUGGAGGGGCCGGCUCGGAGCCCCACAGCGAUGCUGCGUUCCUGGUGGGGGGGCUGGGGCAGAACCAGCAGCACAGACCCCAGGGCUGCCAAGUGCCCCCUGCUCCCCACUCUGUGAUCCGUCUGUCAGCAGCACCCCGGCUCUGAUCACCCCGGCCCGGCCCCUCUAGCCCCCCCUCCUCCCUCUCCUUUCCCCCAUCUCCGUCCCCUCCCCCGCCCAGCCUGAUC